This is a messenger RNA of Aureobasidium namibiae CBS 147.97, 447 nucleotides long. RefSeq lists its product as uncharacterized. The annotation marks the transcript as partial. The record is from RefSeq and is a predicted model, not a curated record. Lineage: Eukaryota; Fungi; Ascomycota; Dothideomycetes; Dothideales; Saccotheciaceae. The transcript has a single exon. Gene Ontology annotation, cellular component: plasma membrane; fungal-type vacuole.
UACACUUUCACGUUCAUCGCCUGCGACUUUCUUAGUAUGCUCCUGCAAGCUGUUGGACGUGCUCUGGCUGCCACGGACAGCAAGACUGACCCUACCGAUGUCGGAGUGAAUGUUAUGAUUGCCGGUCUUGCCUUCCAAGUUGUCAGCCUCGCCCUCUUCAUGUUCCUCAGCCUGGAGUUCGCCUACAGAGCAUUCAAGGCCAGAGAGGCCGAUCUCGACUUUGACUUCUUCAAUUUGAGACAGCGCAAGAUGUUUCGUCUGUUGCCAUAUGCUCUUGCUCUCGCGGCCGUCACAAUCUUUAUCCGCUGUGCCUUCAGUGUUGCCGAACUCCAGGAUGGCUUCAGCGGAGAUCUCGCUAGCGAUGAACCAAUGUUUAUGGGGUCCGAAGGACCAAUAAUCAUUGUUGCCGUUGUUGCAAUGACUCUUGUUCACCCUGGUAUCGCGUUU